UGUCUGAUAAACAAGCAGUCCGUUUAGUAGCACCGGCAAACGUUUUUCUUCGUCGGCGACCGCGACCGUCAGUCCGACAGAGGCGUGCCCAGCUCGUCAGCAGUCGACCUGUCACCAUCUCGGGGCAACUGACCUGACACCCCUAGAAUGGCCUUACAGCUAGCACCCUUGCAGUAACUACGGCGGUAUUGCUGAGCCCUGCGGACGCCACUGGUACCGUCCCUGCGUCAUCGAUCGCCUAACACUCCCCGCUGUUGCUGCCUGACGCCGCCUCUGCCGCCGAGUGACGCUCCUCUCAUGGUAUCGGCAGUCGCCUCGCGCACUCGGCCGCGCUGGGAUGUCGGUGCCCAGCGCUCCGCCGCCGCUGUUGCUCGCCGCCGCCGCCGUGCUGGCGGUGUCGGGCCUGCUGGCCUGGCGGUACAGCAGGCGCCGCCACUGGGUGCCCGUCGGCACACUGUCGGCCAUCAGUCUGUACCCGCUCAAGUCCGGGGCGGGCCUCCGGUGCCAGCACGCCCAGGUGACCGCUUUCGGGCUGCGCUCCGGCCCAAAGCUCGACCGCUGUCUGGCGGUGGUCUGCAACGACACCAUCCUCUGCGCCAUGUCCCGCCGCACGAUCGUCCUGAUCAAAGCCGACCUGGACGACGAUUCCGUCACGCUGUCGGCGCCGGCGAUGACGCCGCUGCGCGUGCCGCUACCGACGGAGGGCAAUUCUGUGGUUCAUGGCGAGCAGUUCGGCACGCAUAACGCCGGUCUGGACCUCGGCGAGCAGGCGAGCAAGUGGCUCAGUGACUACUUCGCCGACGGCAAGGCUUACACGCUGAUGUAUUUCCGGCACGGUUCGGUGCCGGCGCGCCGCACUGUCGACAUACCGAGGCCGUACGCGCGCUUCGCGCUGCCGUCCGACGUAGCCGCCUUCCAGAACGUGACGGCACUCUCCGUGGUGUGUGAAGCGUCCGUAGACGAACUCAACUCGCGCAUGGAGACGCCAGUGACGCUGGACAACUUUCGGAUGAACCUGACUGUCGCCGGCGCCGCUCCCUUUGCCGAUGACGACUGGGCAUUUGUGCGCAUCGGGACUGCCGUGAUGCGACACAUCAAGGCGGUCCAGCGGUGUCCAAACACCUGCGUGGACCCGCGCACUGGACAGCGCAGCCAACUCAUGGAGCCGCUGCGCACGCUCCGCACGUUCCGCUUGGCCAAGACGAAGGAGGAGAAGGCGAUGUACAAGGAUUCGCCGCUGCUGGGCAACGCUCUGGGAGUGGAUGUCGAGGGCGAUAUUAAUGUAGGGGAUACUGUCUACGCGCUGAUGAAAUGAGAGCUGUGGGAGGGAACGCAGACUUGAUGAGAAUUGUGAUCGAGUGAUGAACGAAGUGUCCCUGUUAAAUUGUUUAUAACAAUGCGAUAAAUCAGGACUGAACUUUCCUGUUAGAUUGUUUAUAACAUUAGCAAAUCAUACGCGUGCUGCAGCGAUGUUAUUUGUACUUAAUAUUAGCCACAAUUGAAAUGUGGCAAAUGACCAAUUAUUGGUGGUCUGUAAGCGGUGCAAUACAUGAAUGAAAUAAGCACUUCCAUUGCUU
Molecule: messenger RNA, 1577 nt
Organism: Amphibalanus amphitrite
Lineage: Eukaryota; Metazoa; Arthropoda; Thecostraca; Balanomorpha; Balanidae
Product: mitochondrial amidoxime-reducing component 1-like
Exons: 1
Coding region: 338-1315 (325 amino acids)
Biological process (GO): nitrate metabolic process
Cellular component (GO): mitochondrial inner membrane
Molecular function (GO): molybdopterin cofactor binding; pyridoxal phosphate binding; nitrate reductase activity
Source: RefSeq, a predicted model, not a curated record